Paramecium sonneborni is the source of this 207-nucleotide messenger RNA. The record is from the annotation of a GenBank genome assembly. NCBI's taxonomy places the organism in Eukaryota, Ciliophora, Oligohymenophorea, Peniculida, Parameciidae.
AUGACAACUAGUUUAGAUUAUUAACUUAAAGUAUAAAUUGACUAUUUAAAUGAAUUAUAAAGCAAAGCCUUAAUUAUUUUGUUAUCAAAGUAAUAAAAAUUAAAGAAGGACAUAAUGAAUUAAGAUAAAUUUACUGAGAUAUAGAAGUUAAUCUUGAUAAUCUAAAUCUAUAAAUUUAAUUGUAACCUUACAAACAGAUAAUGGUGA